ACAGCUGCAUACCUCGAUUAUAAGGAAGGAGCUCACCAGGUGUACUGUAUAUCGCAGAAGACUAGCCCCAGGGUUUUGUCACAUAUAAGGCAGAGCUGCGCUCUGACUCCAUCACGAAAAAGACGAGAAAGUGUUUGGAAACCAGGGUUUAGAAAUAGCCUGGCAUUCGGAUUAUGAUGACAUAUUACAUCUGGAAUCUUUAAGAUUGUUUCACCAUGUAUCAUCUGAUAGCAAUCCUUGCUAUACUGCUUUCUGGGACAUCAAAUGCUGCCUCAAGUGUCCUAAGCCGACACAAGAGAGGCUGGAUCAUCGACUCCUUCAGUAUUGUGGAGGAACAUCCUGGUCCUUUUCCAUAUGUCCUUGGCACUGUUAAGGUUGACCGAAGCUACAAAGUAAUUUUUGAACUAACUGGCGAUGGUGUGGACAAGGACCCAAAAGGACUCCUCAGCAUUGACCAGAACACUGGAGUCAUUGCAGUCCAUCGCAAAAUUGAUUAUGAAGUGGUUCAGACCCUCAUGCUGCAGUUUAGAGCCAGGAAUGUGUCCAAUAUGGCAGUUGACACCCAACUUGGAGUAGAGAUCCACAUUUUGGACAUAAACGACAACCCUCCCAAAUUUCAGCACAAGGAGUAUCCAAUCACAAUUAAAGAAUCAAAACGUCAAGAUGCAUUAAUCAUGACUGUUCUGGCAAGUGACUUUGACAAGCGAGGCAGCCUGAAUUCCACCAUCAAGUACAGAAUAAUUUCUACGACUCCCAGGACUCAAGAUGCAGAGUUCCACAUGAAAGAAAAUGGCACAAUAUUCCUUAAGGGAUGCUUGGAUUAUGAGAAAGCCCAGACAUACACAAUCAUAGUUGAAGCGAAAGACUGUGGAGUUGCUCCUCUUUCAAGCACAUGCAAAGUCAUCAUUAAUAUUCAAGACUGGAACAAUCACUUUCCCAUUUUUACCGGUCAUACAGGAACAGGAAGAGUGAAGGAAAGGGAGACAGGACAAACAUUUCUCCGUGUGCAAGUAGAUGACAAAGAUAGUAGGGGCUCCUCAGCAUGGAAGGCAAAGUAUACAAUACAUGGAGACACCGGAAAGAACUUCCACAUUGAAACAGACCCGGAAACAAAUGAGGGAAUCCUGUCUGUUGUUCGGGCCCUCGACUUUGAAGAAGGAUCCGUGAGGAACCUGUCCAUCAGUGUGGAGAAUGAGACACCAUACUUCUCAUGUGUGGUGAAGGAGAGGCCCCCUCAAGGGCCCUGGAAGGUGGAUUACUUUGACAGCAGGUCAGGGCAGGGGGAUGUUUUCCGAUCCGCCAUGGAAAAAAUCUCCGUUAUUGUGGAGGAUGCCAACGACCCCCCAGAGUUCGUCUGCCCCCUUGGAGAUGUCAUGGUGGAGGAGAACACCAAGCCUGGGCAUCUGCUGCAAACAUUUAUUGCUGUGGAUAAGGACAAGAGUUUCAAUAAUGAUUUUGUGUAUUUGAAAGGCUCUGAUCCUGCAGGCUGGGUGAAUGUAGGUCCUCAAGAUGGAAAAAUCACCACAGCUGAAGUAAUUGACAGGGAGUCAAACUAUGUGAAAAACAACACCUACACUAUAACCCUCUAUGCAGUCAGUAAAGGGGUGCCUCCAAUGACUGGAACAGCCACACUCAACAUCCACCUCAUAGACCAAAAUGACAAUGUUCCAAAGCUGGAAAGCCAUAUGCUGUCGAUGUGUCUGUCUGCCAGUGUGGCCAACAUCACAGCCUACGACCUGGAUGAAGACCCAUAUUCUGGCCCCUUCCACUUUGAACUCCUGGGAGACGUAAAGGGCCGGUGGAGGCUUGACCCCAGUUUUGGGAGGACUGUUAACCUGAUAAAGGAGGAAGCGGUCUAUGCCGGGUCUCACAAUCUGCUACUGAAGAUCUCAGACGCACAGGGCGAAUUUCUGCAGCAGAACCUCACCAUGACGGUGUGUGACUGCUCCACUGUUCCCAACUGCCACGCCCGCAGAGUCAUCUCUGUCACUCCUGGGGGUGGGACAGUUGGGAUUGUGAUUGCUUCCCUAUUCCUGUUGCUGGGUGUCCUACUAUUGGUAAUAUUUGUAUCCCGUGGGAGAGACAGAAGAAUGUUUCUUGUUGCUCUCGGUCCUGGAGAAACAUUGCUUAAAUCCAAUAUUGAAACCCCUGGAACUGACUGUGAGGUUCCAGAUGCUCAAAUGAUCCAAAAUGGAAGGUAUCAUGAAGUGAUGUCGGCCCAGUCAAAUGCCAGAAACAGUACAUUCCAACAGGAAGCAAACAGCCAGUUGAGAUUUCAGGAUUUGUCCACAUACAAAAACUGUCAGGUUUCUCAGCCAUAUGCAGCAGCUGAUGCCUUUCAGAGAGGCAGCAUGCGAUCUCAGAGCAUGAAGGGACACUUUCAGAGAACAUUAUUCAGAGGAGGGAAUUCUUCAUUCAGAAAACAAAAUAUUUCAGCAAAGUAUGAAGUACUGCUCUCAAUACUAAACCAGAAAAUAACCUCCAUCCAUGGCCAGGAAGAUGACAUCAUUAAGUAUGAACCCCAUGUGUAUAAUGAUGAGGGGACCGAUGGCAGGGAUGACAUCCAGCUGGAUGCCAUCUCCAUCUCUGAGGUCAAGUUCGACCCAGAUGAGCUUCUUCACCUAGGCCCCCGUUUUAGCAACCUGGCAGCUUUGUGCAGCCCCCCAGCGACGUCGGCCUUUAACACUCACACUAAGCCCUAACCUACACACAGCGACGUCGGCCUUUAACACUCACACUAAGUCCUAACCUACACCCAGCGACGUCGGCCUUUAACACUCACACUAAGUCCUAACCUACACCCAGCGACGUCGGCCUUUAACACUCACACUAAGUCCUAACCUACACCCAGCGACGUCGGCCUUUAACACUCACACUAAGUCCUAACCUACACCCAGCGACGUCGGCCUUUAACACUCACACUAUGCCCUAACCUACACACAGUGACGUCGGCCUUUAACACUCACACUAAGUCCUAACCUACACCCAGCGAAAUCGGCCUUCAACACUCACACUAAGCCCUAACCUACACCCAGCGACGUCGGCCUUUAACACUCACACUAAGCCCUAACCUACACACAGUGACAUCGGACUUUAACACUCACACUACGCCCUAACCUACACCCAGCGACGUCAGGCUUUAACACUCACACUAAGCCCUAACCUACACCCAGCGACGUCGGCCUUUAACACUCACACUACGCCCUAACCUACACCCAGCGACGUCAGGCUUUAACACUCACACUAAGCCCUAACCUACACCCAGCGACGUCGGCCUUUAACACUCACACUAAGCCCUAACCUACACCCAGCGAAAUCGGCCUUUAACACUCACACUAAGCCCUAACCUACACCCAGCGACGUCAGCCUUUAACACUCACACUAAGCCAUAACCUACACCCAGCGACAUCGGCCUUUAACACUCACACUAAGCCCUGAUCUACACCAAGCGACGUCAGCCUUUAACACUCAUACUAAGCCCUAAUUUACACCCAGCGACGUCGGCCUUUAACAGACACACUGAGCCCUGAGCGUAAUAUGCCACCUAAAGGGCAGGAAGGCUCAAAUUUUGGUGGACAGGGAAGAAUGCAGAUCAUUUCCAAAAUGUGGGCAUAUUUUGAUUACAUUUUGCCUUAACUGUUUGCGAAGGGUACAAAUAGGUUUAGCAUUAUUGGGCAUUUCAGGAACAGAGGCUACAAAGCAAUAAGCAACCGGCUGAGCAAAAAGAGUCACAGUGUACUAACCUGGUUGGUAAUAACAAAAACUUGGUUUGGAUUUGUAGCUUCUAAACCUGAAAUCCCCAACAACGAGUACUAGAAUACUCUACUGGCAUUAAAUGUGCCACAAACAAGGAUCUGAAUAACGUAUGUAUAUAGCUAUAAAUGAAUCUUAUUUUGGUAGUUUUUUCUGGAAGCGGUAUUAGAAUAGAAAAAGCAAAAGUAAAUUCUCACUUGAAUACUGUUUUUCAGGAGAAGGUUGAGGUGCUUGUCCAGUUUGCCAGUAAGAAACAGUCAAGUAGCUUUCUACUUCAUAAUGGGGUUUGAAAGGACCUGCUUUCUCCUGUGGUAGAGAGGAAAGCAUGUUUCUUGUGAAAUCUGCAUUUCUGCAGUAUAAGGGUGCAGGUUUCAUGAAUGCAAUAUUUUCAGGGGCAUGCUGAUGUUUCUAGGUACAGGUAAAAAUAACAAAUGAUGACUACUGAGGAUUAAAGUGGCAUAAAUUAUCUGCUCAUAAAUUAUCUGCUUCAAAAUAUCCAUUUAGACAAAGAUAAUCUAUAAAUUAGAGAUGUACAUUAAAGUUAAGCAAACCGUCUAGAAGCACAAUGGCCCGACAGCUGUUGCUCUCCUAACAGAGUAGAAGUAAAACAGCAGAGCAGGCCCAUGAGAUGCCGACAGCAUGAUGGAAGAAAGGAUAGGUGGGGUAUUGCCACUGUGACUGUGGCAUUAAAAUGUAUGUAAUCGAAAACAAGACUGUUGUUUUAUGUACUUGCAGAUACAACGUUCCUCUUGGUCGUUUCUUCAUGAAUGAACAAUAAAAUGGUCAAUGUUUAUUUUUUGUAUAUUAAACAGUACGAAAUAGAGGGGAAAACAAUUCUAAACAAGCGAUCCAUAACCAUAUACAUGUUGAUAUUUGGUCAAUGAUUUUUGUUCCAUACCCGCAUUCUCUCUCAAACACACACACACACAGUCAAAUGGUUAAUAACAUCUUAUACACCACUGAAAACUUAAAAUACAUAUAGUUCACCCAUUUCAUAGGCACUAGACAGAAUGAGAUGGACGAUUGUCACAUCGAGUGUGUAACAUGAUAAAGCUGUCUUACAGCCAAACACAAAUGCUCCAGCUUAUUUGCAACAUCAACAUGAUGACGAAUUGUGCUAUCCUGUUUUGUACUGUUAUAUUAUUAUAGAUCAAUGCAUUUACAAACAGUUGAAACAUAAUUUCUAAAUAAAUAAACUCAUUUUCAGAUGUC
Brienomyrus brachyistius is the source of this 4965-nucleotide messenger RNA. RefSeq names its product cadherin-like protein 26. Gene Ontology annotation, cellular component: adherens junction; plasma membrane; catenin complex. Gene Ontology annotation, molecular function: cadherin binding; calcium ion binding. NCBI's taxonomy places the organism in Eukaryota, Metazoa, Chordata, Actinopteri, Osteoglossiformes, Mormyridae. Gene Ontology annotation, biological process: adherens junction organization; calcium-dependent cell-cell adhesion; multicellular organism development. The transcript has 17 exons. The record is from RefSeq and is a predicted model, not a curated record. Bases 216 to 2702 code for a protein of 828 amino acids.